This is a messenger RNA of Olea europaea var. sylvestris, 1433 nucleotides long. Its product is annotated as protein ESKIMO 1-like. The transcript has 5 exons. The record is from RefSeq and is a predicted model, not a curated record. Gene Ontology annotation, cellular component: Golgi apparatus. Bases 18 to 1349 code for a protein of 443 amino acids. Gene Ontology annotation, molecular function: O-acetyltransferase activity. NCBI's taxonomy places the organism in Eukaryota, Viridiplantae, Streptophyta, Magnoliopsida, Lamiales, Oleaceae.
CACACAGUCCUCUGUCAAUGAAGUACAAGGAAAGUAGCAGAAAAAUAUGUAACAACUCACCAUUUACCAUACUAUUCAUCAUAUCAUUAUUGAUUUCUGGAGCUUUUUUAUUCACCAAAGAAAUAUCGUUUAUUGCUAAAAUUUCCCUACAAUUUCCCGAUUUUCAACUUUUUCAAGAAACUGAAAAAAUCGCAUCCGAAAAUCGCCAGACAGUACUGCAUGAAGAAGAAACACAGAUAAAUGGAAUCAAAGCAGGGCCUGGUGAAAAUCAUGAUGAUGAAGAGAUUGAAUUGCCAUCAGGCAGCUGUGAUUUGUCUAAAGGAAAAUGGGUUUUUGAUAAUCUCACCCGCCCUUUAUACAAAGAAGAAGAAUGUGGGUUUCUUACGUCACAGUUGACUUGCAUCAGAAAUGGAAGGCCAGAUACGAAGUACCAGAACUGGAGAUGGCAGCCCAAAGAUUGUUCUUUGCCCAAAUUCAAGGCGAGAUUGUUGCUCGAAAAACUUAGAGGGAAGAAGCUUUUGUUCGUGGGGGAUUCAGUAAACCGAAAUCAAUGGGAAUCCAUGGUUUGCCUACUUCAAUCAGCCAUUCUUCCGGGGAAGAAGAACUGGAAAAUGGGAGCCCCACUAUCUGUUUUCACUAUUCAGGAUUACAAUGCCACAGUAGAGUUUUACUGGUCACCAUUUCUAGUGGAAUCAAAUUCAGAUGAUCCAAGAAAUCACAGCAUUGCAAAACGAAUUAUCAAGCCUGAAUCUAUUUCCAAGCAUGGAAUUCACUGGCAACAUGCAGAUUUUCUUGUCUUCAAUUCCUACAUAUGGUGGAUGAACAGUCCCACGAUGAAAGUUCUGCAGGGGACAUUUGAUGAAGGGUCUGUGAAAUAUGAUGAAAUUGAACGAUCCAUAGCAUACAAAAGAGUUUUGAGAACAUGGGCUCAAUGGCUGCAACAAAAUGUUGACCUUAAUCGUACCUCAGUCUUCUUCACCGGAUUGUCACCGGUGCAUCAAGAGAGCUCCAUUUGGAAUGACCGCGAUGGGAUAGCCUGUGCCGGGGAGAGAACUCCAAUUUCGAACUUGUCCAUGGUAUCAGACAUUGGCACAGACCGUCGACUCCUUGAUGUUGUGGCGAAAGUGAUUAAGACAACGAAAAUUCUGGUCAAAUUGAUUGACAUUACGACUCUAUCAGAGUAUCGAAAAGAUGCACAUACAUCAGUGUAUUCCAUUCGACAAGGCAAAUUGCUUACACCGGAGCAGAAGGCCGACCCUGCUACAUAUGCUGAUUGUCUUCACUGGUGCCUUCCCGGAGUACCUGAUACGUGGAAUGAGUUCUUGUAUGCCCAUAUAAUUUCCACAUAGCUUGACAUGGAAUUUGUUUAUUUUAUUACAUUUGUCUAUGUAUCUUGGAUGAUUACAUGAAUAUAAACAGGUCCAGAGUCUACA